Fundulus heteroclitus (mummichog) is the source of this 3578-nucleotide messenger RNA. RefSeq names its product cingulin-like protein 1. NCBI's taxonomy places the organism in Eukaryota, Metazoa, Chordata, Actinopteri, Cyprinodontiformes, Fundulidae. The transcript is spliced from 20 exons. Gene Ontology annotation, cellular component: myosin complex. The coding region runs from base 96 to 3209 and encodes 1037 amino acids. The record is from RefSeq and is a predicted model, not a curated record.
ACAGAGCAGUCGGAUCGCUUGGAGGAGCAGGAGAAGGAGGACGUUCCGCUCCUCAGACCGGACGCGCACACACACACACACAGUUACCCGGCAGGAUGGAGUCCUAUAGACUCAGCGGCUCCUCAGACGUCCAGAUGCAGAGGGGCUACGGGCUGCAGCACGGCCCCAGAGCCGGCAGCCAGGAGAACCUGUUCGGAGUGAGGGUGCAGGUCCAGGGCAUCAAAGGUCAGCCCUACGUGGUUCUGAACACAGCCGGUCAGGAGAGCCACAAGGAUGUAUCGGUCAUCACUCACCAGGCGGGUUACAACCCAGGCACGGUGAGGAGGUCUGCGGAUGGGACGCAGAGGAGGCCAAACUCCUCUGGGAAUAAUUACCAGAGUCACUCUGAGACGCUGAGGCCGUACGAGGCAGAAAAUAACAACUAUAACCACUCCGGAUCUCGCCACGCCGGGACGGCGCAGACCGCCAAACCCAGGAUCCCUCUGCCCGCCGAGGGCCCCGCCGACGAGCCGGCUGACCUCAACCGCAACCACGUGUCGGAGGGUCACAGUGCUCCGCCGUCGCCAAGCUCGGUGGACACCGACUCCAUCGUGUCUGUCGGCCGGCUGAUAAGCCAGUUCAACAGCAGCCUGCAGAGGGGGAGAGGUCCGAGAAACAGGCUGGACCCGGAGGCCUGCCGACGGUCCCGCAGCGUAGACAGCAGCCGGACCUCGAGCUCCUCCUCAUCAUCAUCUUUAUCCAGCAGAGCUUCUUCUCUGAAGGGCGCCGGAGGAGACGCCCCAGCUGGGAUCUAUCCCCCUGGGUCGGCCAGGGCUCGGCUCCUCGGCGGAGAGUGCGCUCGGACAAGCAGGGGGGAGGAGAGCCGGCUCAGCAAAGAGACGGCGGCGCCUCCUCACAGAGCAGAGAGACCCCCGUUCUCCAGGCCGGCCGCGCAUCAAGCUGCUGAAUCUGAAGAAAGAGACGCCCAGGUUACUCCUGAUCUUCUGAAAGGGCAGCAAGAGCUCUCAGCAGAUCCACCGGAGGAAGCAACAAAGCAGAUACUCUUCACUUGUCUGAAGAACGGGACCACAGAUGAUGACCCCACAACCCAAAGAAAAGUCAAACUGCUGCUCGACAACAUCAGCAAGCUCAAGUGGAAGACUGUGGAGAGCGUGGAGGAGGAGGAGAAAGCCACUGCCACAGGAAUAAAAGCGCUGCAGGAGAAACAGGCGGCGCUGGAGAAGGAAGUGUCUCAUCUGAAGCAAAAACUGGACAUCGAGAUUAAGAAUGAAAUGACUUUAGCCAAGGCAUUUGAGAAAGCGAGGAGUGAAAAGAAGGAUCUCCAGGAGGAGUUGAACAAAAGUCAGACGGAGCUCCGCAAACUUCGAGAGAAACUGGCAGAAAUUGAGGAAGAACUUCGGUCCACCAAGCAGGAGCUGACUCAGAUGAGGACGGAGAGGGAAAGGUCCAAGGUGGAGAUGAAAGACCUCCAGCAACAGCUCUCUGAGAUGCACGACGAGCUGGACCGAGCCAAGAAGGUGGACGUGAUCAACACAGAGAAGGAGGUUCUUCUCCAGGAUUUGGCGCAGCUGCGUGUGGACUUUCAGGAGAUGCUACAAGCCAAAGAGGAGCAGGAGGAGGUGCUGCACCACAGGGAAAGGGAGCUUAGUGCCCUAAAGGGGGCGCUUAAAGAGGAGGUGGAGACUCAUGAUAAAUACAUCGCUGCUUUGAAGGAAGAAUACGAACUGGAGCUCGAGAAGCUUUUAAGUGAUUUGGAGCUGGCCAAGGAGAGUAACACUUACUUGGGUCAAGAGAAGGCCCAGGUGGAAGAGGAGAGAGGUGCAGCUAAGGUGCAGCUGAGGGAGCUGAUCCAGGAAAGAGAUAACCUGAAAGGAAAGGUGCGAGAGCUCAGCAACAAGGUGGAGCAACUGAACCAGGCCGUCCAGGAGUUCAAAACCUCCGAGAAAAUGAUGGAGCAGAGAACGAAGCAGCUGGAGAGGGAAAAGAACCAGGUGGAGGAAAUGCUGGAGGAUGUGAGGAGGAGCGAGGAGGAGCUGUGCCAGUCCAACCAGUCUUUGCUCUCCCGCUUGGAGGAUGUGCAGGGUAAGCUGAGCAAACUCAACCAUGAGCACAAGGAUCUGAAGGAAAAGCUUAAAGAAGAGAGGAAACAGGUUGAGGAGCUUUGGAAAAUCAAAGCAGAGCUGGAGGACGAGAAGAGGAUGCAGGACCGGGCGAUGGAGCAGCUGCAGAGAAAGAUGAACGCCAUCAUGGAGGAGUGUGAGGCGUCCACAGAUGUGCUUCAGAACCAGGUCGACGAGGCUAGAGAGAGGAGUCAGAGGGAGCUGACCGAGCUGCGCAGGCAGCUGCAGGAAAAGGGAGCAGAGCUGGAGAAAUCCCGACAGGCGGCCAAAAAGCUGCAGGAAGAGCUGCUUCCCCUGGAGGAGGAUCUGCGGCGGUGUCGCAGGGAGCAGCAGGAGGCCCAGCUGAGAGGCCGGCAGCUGGAGCAGAGGGUGGAGGAGCUGGAGGAGAGGAACGCAGCCGUGCUGGAGGAGCGGGAGCGCCAGAUCAAACUCAUGGAGGAGCGAACCAGACGGCUGGAGGAAGACCUUGGCGAUGAGCGCAACAGUUCAGAUCGCCUGAUGGAGCGAUUAGACAAAACCAAAGAGCAGAUGGAUCAGAUGAGGAAUGAGCUGUUGCAGGAACGAGCGGCCAGGCAGGACGUGGAGUGUGACAAGACGAGCCUGGAGAGACAGAACAAAGACCUGAAGAGCAGAGUUGCUCAUCUGGAAGGAUCCCAGAGAACAAACCAGGAUUCACUCGUCUCCAAACUGAACAGCCGAAUACAAGAGCUGGAGGAGCGGCUCCAGGGAGAGGAGAGGGAAAACAACAGCCUGCAACAGGUGAACCGCAAACUGGAACGCAAAGUGAAGGAGAUGAAAAUACAGGCGGACGAGGAGCACAUCAACCUGCAGACCCAGAUGGACCAGCUGACCCAAAGGUUGAAGACAGCAAAGAGGCAGAUGGAUGAGGCGGAGGAGGAGAUUGAGCGCUUGGAGCACAGCAAAAAGAAGCUGCAGAGAGAAGUGGACGACCAGAUGGAGGCCAACGAGCAGCUUCAUGGUCAGCUGAAUACUCUGCGAAAUGAGAUGAGACGUAAGAAGAAGUCCCCUCCCUUCAUGAAGCUGGUGGAGGAAGAUCUGAACGACACGGACGGUUUCGCUUCGGAUUGAUGGACUUAUGUGAUUUAAAAAAAAAUGUUCUGGACUUUAUGAAGAAAUGUUUUUACUGUGAAGAGAUGUUAACACAACAUAAUACAUUUAACAGCUCAGGUGUGAAUUUUUCUAAUUGGAUCCACAGCUAUUGGCGGUUUGUCAGUGCUGACCUCUUGUGGUAAUAUUUAUAACCGCAUUUACUGAAUUCAUGUGGAUUGCAUUUUUAGUUUAUGCUUCGUUUUCCCGUCAGCGUGUUACUGGGAAUUAGGUGUUGGCACCAACCUAAUCUGCUAGCAAACUAUUAACCAGAUGAAAAGGGUUUGUUGACAUCGACCCAUGUGUAUGUACCUUGAGAAAUGGUAAACUAAAAUAAAUCUAAAUGCUUUA